AUGCCUUCUAACAAAGACAUGCCGCUGCCACGCAUUGUCGAGUUGGCUGCCACGGUUAGCGACUCGGUCGCUAAGAUACAGCAGGUGCUGUUAGCCAAAGGCGCUCCUUGGCCAUCGUUCGACGAAAAUGCUCCAGACUCCCUUCCCAAGGAGGCGACCGAAGCCCAGAAUGCAGUGAUAGAUGCUGCUGCUGAGCUGUAUGACUUGAUGCUAGAUCCCUUGACUUUAGUAUAUAAACACUCUGGGGGCUAUCAAUUGACAGGCAUCCAAGUGAUAGGACGCUACGAAAUCGCCAAAAUGGUUCCUGCGGGUGGUCAGAUAUCUUAUGGCGAGAUCGCCAAGCAGACUAGUUUGAGCGAGCAUAUAUUUCGCCGCCUCCUGCGUCACGCAAUGACCCUGCGAUUCUUCUGCGAGCCACAGCCGGGCAUGGUGGCUCAUACGAAGGCGUCCAAGUUACUCUCCCGUCCCGACAUAAAUUCAUUCAUGAGUUUCAGUCCCGAAAUUGGCUGGCCGUCUGCUUUGAGGUUGCUGGAUGCCCUGGAAAAGUGGCCCGAGUCCCAGGAACCUAACGAGACGGCAUUCUCCCUCGCUAAUAAUAACGAAGGGUCUCUGUAUGAAGUCUUUGCCCGUUACCCGGAGAAGGCGUUGCGCUUUGCUGCGGGCAUGUCGACCUUUGCAGUCCUCCCCAGCUUCGGCCUAUCUUCUGCGAUAGACGGCUACGACUGGGCAGCGCUAGGUCGUGCGCGCGUUGUCGACAUCGGCGGCUCACAGGGGUCUUUGGCUGUAGCGCUCGCUAAGCGGUUCCCCGAUCUCAGCUUUGUCGUUCAGGAUAUGCCAGAAGUUGUUGAAGGGGCCGGUGCGACCUUACCGAGUGAGCUACGCGGCCGCAUUAGUUUCAUGGCCCACGACUUUUUCAAGCCGCAGACGGUGCGCGCUGAUGCCUAUCUUCUGCGCACUAUUUUGCACAACUGGUCGGACAAAUACUGCUUUCUAAUCCUGCAUGCCCUGGUGCCAGCCUUGAAGCAUGGUACAAAGAUACUCAUUAACGAAAUCUGUUUAUCUACGCCUGGUGCCAUACCUGCGCACCUAGAGCGCGAUAUAAGAUCCCAUGACUUAGGCAUGAGGGCGCUUUUCAACUCACAAGAGAGGGACUUGCAAGAGUGGAAAGACUUGUUGGCUGCAGCCGACAGGAGAUUCGUAUUCCAGGGCAUAUCGCAGGUCCCGCGCUCGGCUUUGGCCGUUAUCGAGGUGAUUUGGGAUGAAAAUGCAUGA
Messenger RNA from Daldinia childiae, 1272 nucleotides. RefSeq names its product 6-hydroxytryprostatin B O-methyltransferase. The coding region runs from base 1 to 1272 and encodes 423 amino acids. The transcript is spliced from 6 exons. Gene Ontology annotation, molecular function: O-methyltransferase activity. The record is from RefSeq and is a predicted model, not a curated record. NCBI's taxonomy places the organism in Eukaryota, Fungi, Ascomycota, Sordariomycetes, Xylariales, Hypoxylaceae.